CAGAGGCCCCAGCGGCCUCCCAACACCGCUCAAAAGGUUGCAAUCCGUAUCACAAAGUUGGCUCAAGCCGUUUUUGGCUCAGCAUUUGGGCGAAGAUUUGUUUUACCGUCCAGAUCUGGAGCCCUGCACAAUACUGCAGCACCCCCACUCCAGGCACCGCAGGGAUGCCGAGUUUUGCGGGCGACAGUCUCCAUCCCGUCAGCGAGCAGCGACCAAGGCCAGUGUUGGCGUGGGCGGAGGCAUCCAGCGUGGCGCCCGCACCGAGGCAGCCCUCGACUCCCAGGGUGGCCCGCGGGCGCCCCUGCGGAGUGGGCCACGGCGGGGCCGUGCCGGGCCCCGGCGGCCUCGGCCCCAACAGGAUCCGCAGACCCCAUUCGCUCCGAGCUCCCCAGGGUUCGGCACCUGUGGCUCUCGAAGACCUUCCCAACACGAGGAGGCUCGACAUGCGCAUCCGCAAGCCUCGCAUGGGCAGCCGCACGUUACGCCGGCUCUUGGCCGGAGCCUUCGCGCCGCCCGAGUUGUUGCCGGGAGUGGAGCUGGCCAGCGGCGGGGCAGUGGGCAACCAGGCGAGCGACAUCGAGGCCACCUGCGUCCAGGAUCUGCCGAGUCCUGGCCAGAACAUCUCCCGCAGGUCGGGCGUGUGGUAAUGAGGGGUGACCUACAUGGGGGGUGGAGAAAAGGGCCCUACAGAGGCCCCUUAGGCCUUUGGGCCCCUUUAGGAGCCAGCAGGGGCCAAAAAGAGUCCCUAAACGGCUCCGUCUGGGUCCUUCGUCGGACGGUGCUAGGACGAGGACAAAUUCGUUCCAGAGCGUUCCAGAACGCUCUCAGAGCGUUUCGGAACGCUCUGAGAAGGCCGCGGUGCCCGAGAUAUCCUCCAGAGCCGCUGGAUCUCAGAGAUUCUCGAUUUACCCUCACCUGAUUUCAUUUUCGCCCUGGCUUCGUCUCAGGGAGCAAGACGAGCAGCGAGCGGACGGAGGUCACCCCAUGGAGGCCCCCCCGACUGCCACCCGCCCGAGCAGGCCGCCCGUCUUCGACGAGCGUGAGAGGAUCCCGUGCUCCCUCCUGGGCCCCAGCCGGUUCGGCCGCGAGCCGGCCGAGCCCGCGCGUCCUUGAGAGGGGGUGCCUGGCCAGGCUCGCCCCCGCCGCGCCACGAGGUCGCUGUCGGCGAGGGGGGGAAGGCGCCUGGCCUCCAGCAGCUGUGGCUCUUUUUUUUUACCGGCGCAGACGGGGCUGGACGAAGACACGGCGACGAGCGACGA
This is a messenger RNA of Prorocentrum cordatum, 1259 nucleotides long. NCBI's taxonomy places the organism in Eukaryota, Dinophyceae, Prorocentrales, Prorocentraceae. The record is from the annotation of a GenBank genome assembly.